UGUUUCAUUUAGGAACCACAACUGGAAAGACUUGAAAAGUUAUUCUGAUUUAAGAGCGCGCGCCGCGCGUGAGCGGCAAAGGGGCGUUUUAUUUUUAGACCACCGAGAAACAUGUCCGCCGUGGCCGGGACCGGUUAGUCUGCCGUUAGACAACCCAGUUUCACUUUUGGAUUGAGCGCAAGCCGGAGAGAUCUGGUAAGCGCACGCGGGCGUACUGGUGCGGGAUAAUCACAGCUGAUGGGAGUUAAUGAGGCGGACACGCGGCAGCACAAACUCAGACGGCGCGCGCGUGUCCAGUGAGGAGCAGCAGGAGCGGAGAGGAGGACCGGGAGCCGGUAAAUAGCGCAGUCACCGCCAUGGAGCCGGGCCAGAGCGCGCAGGGCGCAGACAUGGUCGGGGAGCAUUCUCCCGGCGUGUGCGUGCUGGAGCGCGUGGACGCGUGUAGCCCCGGUCCCCCGCCCAGGCAGCGCUCCCUGCGGGUGGUGUACGUGCUGAACGACGGGCUGAAGGCGGUGAUGGCCAGCAGCCCGGAGUCCGGCGCGCUGCACAGCCUGCAGCGCGCGUGCGACGCGGAGAGCGCGCUGCUCACCACCGUCACCUUCGGGAGGCUGGACUUCGGGGAGACGUCGGUGCUGGACACGUUCUACGAUGCAGACAUUGCAGUUGUGGACAUGAGCGAUGUGUUUCGGCAGCCUUCCCUGUUCUACCACCUGGGUGUGAGGGAAAGCUUUGACAUGGCCAACAACGUUAUCCUGUACCAUGACACUGACCCCGACACCGCUCAGUCUCUGAAGGACAUGGUGGCUCAGAAAAACACAGCAUCCAGCGGGAACUACUACUUCAUCCCCUACAUAGUGACCCCUAGCCACGAGUACAUGUGCUGUGAAAGUGAUGCUCAGCGCAGGGCCAGUGAGUACAUGCAGCCCAAUUGGGACAACCUGUUAGGACCACUGUGUGUUCCGCUCACCGACCGUUUCACCAGCCUCCUGAAGGACAUCCAUGUGACCUCCUGUGCAUCCUUUAAAGACACUUUGCUCAAUGACAUAAGAAAAGCCAGGGAGAAAUACCAGGGAGAGGAGCUGGCCAAGGAGCUGACCCGCAUAAAGCUGAGAAUGGACAACACCGAGGUCCUAACGCAGGAUAUCGUUAUGAACCUACUGUUUUCCUACAGAGACAUACAGGACUAUGAUGCCAUGGUCAAGCUAGUGCAGACUCUGGAGUUGUUGCCCACCUGCGACCUGGCCACCCAACCCAUGAUUCAGUUCCACUAUGCUUUUGCCCUCAACAGAAGGAACAGUCCUGGAGACAGAGAGCAGGCUCUGAAAGUCAUGCUCCAGGUACUGCCGUCAUGUGAACACCCAGCGCCAGACAUGUUCUGCCUCUGUGGACGGAUCUACAAGGACAUCUUCCUCGACUCGGACUGCAAAGACACAAUCAACAGAGACAACGCCAUACAGUGGUACAGGAAGGGAUUUGAGCUGCAACCCACCCUAUAUUCUGGCAUCAACCUGGCUGUUCUGCUCAUAGUCGCAGGACAACAGUUUGAGAACUCAAUGGAACUGAGAAAAAUAGGUGUCAGGUUGAACAGCCUGCUGGGCCGCAAAGGUUCUCUGGAGAAAAUGAACAACUACUGGGAUGUGGGGCAGUUCUUUACGGUUAGCAUGCUGGCCAGCGACAUCCCCAAAGCCACUCAGGCUGCUGAGAAGCUCUUCAAGCUGAAGCCACCUUUAUGGUAUUUGCGUUCUGUGGUGCAGAACCUGCAGUUAAUCCAGAGGUACAAGAAGCAGUCGAUGGAACAUUCUCCUCAGAGGGAGCGACUGGACUUCUGGAUGGACAUCAUAGUUGAGGCCACACAGGGAACCACCAACAGACUGCGCUUUCCGGUGUUGAUUCUGGAGCCCACGAAGGUUUACCAGCCGUCUUACGUAUCAAUUAACAAUGAAGCAGAAGAGAUGAAUGUCUCCAUCUGGCAUGUUUCUCCUGCUGAGACGAAAGGGAUCCACGAGUGGAACUUCACUCCAAACUCCAUCAAAGGCAUCAGCAUCAGUAAGUUUGAUGAGCGCUGCUGCUUUCUCUAUGUUCAUGACAACUCUGACGACUUCCAGAUCUACUUCUCCACCGAGGAGCAGUGUGGUCGGUUCUGCUCUAAGGUGAAAGAGAUGAUUUCUGACAGUACCGGGAACGCUGUGGAGCUGGAGGGGGAGGGAGACGGAGACACGCUGGAGUAUGAAUAUGACACCAAUGAGACGGGGGACAGGGUGGUGCUGGGGAGGGGUACUUAUGGCGUGGUGUAUGCGGGGAGGGACCUGAGCAACCAGGUCCGGAUCGCCAUCAAAGAGAUUCCUGAAAGAGACAGCAGGUACUCACAGCCGCUUCACGAAGAGAUCGCUCUCCAUAAGUACCUGAAGCACAGGAACAUCGUCCAGUAUUUGGGUUCUAUUUCUGAGAACGGCUUCAUCAAAAUCUUUAUGGAACAAGUGCCUGGAGGAAGCCUGUCUGCACUGCUACGUUCAAAAUGGGGCCCAUUGAAGGAGGCCACCAUCAUCUUUUACACCAGACAGAUUCUGGAGGGCCUGCGGUACCUUCACGAGAACCAGAUCGUCCACAGAGACAUUAAGGGAGAUAAUGUUUUGGUGAACACCUACAGCGGCGUCUUAAAAAUCUCCGACUUUGGAACCUCUAAACGUCUUGCUGGAGUGAACCCCUGCACUGAGACAUUCACAGGUACUUUACAGUACAUGGCUCCUGAAAUCAUUGACAAGGGUCCUCGAGGCUACGGAGCCCCAGCUGACAUCUGGUCUCUUGGCUGUACCAUUAUUGAAAUGGCUACUGGGAAACCUCCUUUCCACGAGCUUGGGGAGCCACAGGCUGCGAUGUUUAAGGUUGGCAUGUUUAAGAUCCGGCGUAUCAGACUACAUCCAUAAUGCAUCGGUGCCGGUGCAGCUGCAGGGCGAAGCGGCCGGCAGCAGCAGCAGCGAACACGGCUCCGUCAGUCCAGACUGCGACUCCAAGCAGGACAUUUUCUUUGACAAGAAGAGAAGCUCCGGAUCAGAGAACAGUCUCAAAUCACCCAGCUCUAAUUACCUGAGCGUUCCAGCCGAGACCUCCGUGUCAGAGGACUGCAGCGCCCCUCCCUCCCCUGAUGACAGGGACGGCGGUCUGUUCCUGCUGAAAAAGGACAGCGAGAGGCGGGCCAUCCUUUACAAGGUUCUGAACGAAGACCAGGAAAAGGUUAUCUCUAAUCUCAGAGAAAAUCACAUCCAGGGCAGCGAGGAGCUGCAGCUCUCUGCCGACCACAUCAAGCAGAUCAUCUGCAUCCUUCGGGACUUCAUCCACUCACCUGAGAGGCGGGUCAUGGCGGCCACCAUCUCCAAACUCAAGCUGGACCUGGACUUUGACUCCACCUCCAUCAAUCAGAUCCAGCUGGUGCUGUUUGGCUUCCAGGACUCGGUUAACAAAGUCCUACGGAAUCAUCACAUCAAACCUCACUGGAUGUUUGCCAUGGAUAACAUCAUUCGCCGAGCUGUGCAGGCUGCCAUCACCAUCCUAAUACCAGAACUGCAGACCCACUUUGGACCAGCGUCAGAGUGUGAGGGUGCAGAGAAGGAGGAUGAGGUGGAUGAGGAGGAGUCGGAUUUUUGUCCCGUUUUAACCACAAACUCGGACGACCCGGUGGUUACGGUUGACCCUGUUCACUCCGUUACCGUCCCUUUAAGCACUCACUCUCAGGACCAUCAUCGAUCUCAAUAUCAGCUCGGAGCUCAGCUCGCCCGACUGAAGCAGGAGACCAGCAGACUCCUGGAGGAGUUGCUGCAGAAGGAAAGGGAGUACCAGCAGGUCCUGAAGACCACGCUGCAGCAGAGGACUCACGACCUGGAGCUGGUCCGAGUCAGACACAGACCAGACAUUGGUCCCCCCUCCAUCCAUCACACCCCAGCGGACCACGAGCCAGACAAGCGGCUGACGGACUGGCUGAAGGAGCAGGGAGCGGACCCCAGCACCGUGGAGAAGUUUGUCCUGGAGGAAUACACACUGAGCGACAUUCUGAACGACGUUAGCAAAGACGACCUGCGCUGCCUGCAUCUACGGGGGGGCGUCCUUUGCCGGAUCUGGCGAGCUAUCCAGCGGCACAGAGAGCGAGGGCGGCUGGUGGGCGACCAGCACUCCAAAGAUGAUGAAUGAGUGCAGCAGACAUUGCAGGAGAACCUCGGCACAUUGCCGGCGCUGCGUGGCCUGUUGGUUUCUGUCUUUCAUGUCGUGAUUUUGCUUCCAGCACCCCGUCUGGACUGCUGGACUUCCUGCAGUUCCUAUGAAGCUGACCAAAGUGUUCUUCUGUGUGCAAUCAUUGCUCCAAACACAGUUCUAACCAAAGCCUGACCGCUUCCUGUGGAGGUUUCUUUUCAUUUUUUGCAUUGGUUGUAUUGAUCCAUCUGGGUUCUGCAGGCUCGGCUAAACUGUUGGUAUAAAACACUCACACUUUCAAAGUACGGAAAAAGUCAGUAAAAAUGGGCGUGGUCACUUUACAGUUGUCCACUUUGAGCUUUCUUCAUGGGAAAUAAAAAGUUUACAUAUAGGUUCAAUGAUGAUCACAAGUAGGAAAGUUUCUGGUCUAUAGAACCAUAUCCAAACGUGUUUGUGCGUUAGAACCACCAGAACUCAAAAACAUUUAGCAUGACGUCCUCUGGCGUUUAUUCUUGAAUGAAGCACCCAAAGCUGCUGAGGACAGGAGCAUGUAGAACAUGAGCAUCAGACAUGACAGUCAUUCAGUUCCAUAAUAUUUAUAAAGUCCAAUAUCACAGAAACAAUUGCCUCAUUGGGCUUCAUGCCAUGAAAAGAGACGGAUGGAAAAGAAAAUCUCCACAUGAACAGAAAGCAAAGAAUGACUGCAAUAAAUCCUCCAGUGAUAAAUGAUCUUCAAACUCAGCAGACCGGUUUCUUUUCAACCUCCUCUGUGGCUCUGAAAUCCGUCUUACCUGUUGGAUCAGCAGAAUUCUCUACUUUACCUGUUCAGAACCCGGUCACCACCUGCAGUAGCAGGUCAGACUGAAAACUUCUACAACACUAAAGGCCAGUGAGGGGGAAGAAGGUUUUUGUUUUAACCCCCCAAAUCCUGCAGACUGAACAAGGAACCUGUUAGUGCUGUGCACGUGAUACGUGCAUGCUCCUUGCUGCAGCCUGACUGUUGAAAUGAGACAGUGUAGUUCGUGUGGACGUCCUACAGACAAUUCCGUGUGCAUUCAGUGCACUUUCCAUGCUUGCCACUUUCACCAGCGUUUGCACAAUUCACCUGAAAUGCCUUCAGGAAAAUCCUCAUCCGUAAACUGAGAUCAAAACAAUUUUUCUUUCCAUGAUGGUUCAGACAUUCUUCUACAUUCUUUCCAUUGUUUACCUGCUGCCCUCACACCUGCAUAGAUCUACUUUAGUUAGAAGAACAAAAUGUUGUCUUUAAUCCACCAAAAAUGUGGAGACUUCAUCCACUCUGAAAACAGGAGAAAUAAAGAGAGAAGAUAACAUUUAUUCCUUUGGCUCUUUUCAAGAAUUCCUGCUUUUAUUUGCAUGUUGUUGCUUAAACUUGAUGCUGAACAGCAUUAAUUAAGUUAGAAAAAAUCCUAAUUUUAAUAUUGAUCUUUAAAACUAAAACGCUUUAAAGAAUUGGUUUAAGAAUCCUCAAUAGUUUUCCGCUGAAACUCUAAUAAAAUACAUUUAAAACAGUAACUAUGACCUGAUACAUGUCAACCCAAAAGAUCUGAGGCUCCAUUAGAAAAACUGUCAUUAUUGAGAUGAUUCCUAAACCUCCUUCAUGUUCUUCCUGAUGUGCAUUUGUUUUAAAUUUAUUUCUCUUUUUAUUUCGGCUCUUAUUGUUAUUUGUCAGCUAUUUAACAGCAAUAAACUUCACAUCAUAAACA
Messenger RNA from Oryzias melastigma (Indian medaka), 5906 nucleotides. It is a transcript of the gene map3k15, whose product is annotated as mitogen-activated protein kinase kinase kinase 15. Gene Ontology annotation, molecular function: ATP binding; MAP kinase kinase kinase activity. NCBI's taxonomy places the organism in Eukaryota, Metazoa, Chordata, Actinopteri, Beloniformes, Adrianichthyidae. Gene Ontology annotation, biological process: protein phosphorylation; MAPK cascade; cellular response to stress. The record is from RefSeq and is a predicted model, not a curated record.